UUGGUCUAAUCAGAAGACGAUACAUUUGUAGGUAUAUCGAUAAAUUAGGUUUUUUUUGGUAUAUUUUGAAAUGCAAUUUGAGGUCACGCCGGCAAAUUGCAAUUUGUUUAGCGCGUUUGUUGAUACGAAAAAUUGUGAAAGUGCAAUUGCAAGUAAAACGGAGCAAUGCAGGAGCUUUUCAGCGUGCAGCUGUCGGAAGUGAAGAAGGAGGUACGUCGCGGCAUCAUUGAGUGCUCGAAGCGCGGCUUGCUGCACAGUACCAAAUGGUUGGCGGAGAUGCAUCAUGGCUUAAGUGAUGUGCACAUUGAUAAUGCGCCGCCCGACGAUGAUCGCUCGUUUAGCGAGUGUCAACUGGAGGGCAUCGCUCCCUCCGAAUAUAGUGAAUAUUUUCUUGCUAAGAGCUACUAUGAUGUGCGUGAAUACGAUAGAGCAGCGCAUGCAGUGAGAAAUUGUGAAUCGGAUGUGCCACGUUUUUUGCAUCUUUAUUCAACUUAUAUGGCGCGAGAGAAGCGUCGUCUGGACUCAACCACGGAUCAAGCGAAUCUCAAUGAGCCGAAUCAAAUGCGUGACUUGACCGAUUUACUUAAUACACUGCGAGCGGAGCAUGGACGCAGUCGCCUUGAUGGCUAUGGCAUCUAUUUGUAUGGCGUCGUGCUGAAGGCUUUAAAUCUCAACCAGGCUGCAGAGCAAAUGCUGAUCAAUGCCAUCAAUUUGGUGCCUAUGCUCUGGAGCGCCUAUCUGGAGUUAUCGCCACUUGUGAUGGAAAAGAAGAAGCUGAUGGGCUUGCAGUUGGGCAAGCAUUGGAUGCGUCACUUUUUUAUGGCGCAUACAUAUCUGGAGCUGUACUUGAACGAUGAUGGUCUGAAGAUCUUCGAGGAUCUGCAGGCGGCGGGCUUCAGCAAGAGCAUCUACAUAACAUCACAGCUGGCUUUAGUUUAUCAUAAUAAAAGAGAUGUGGACAAAGCUAUUGAGCUGUUUCAGGCUUUGCUCGAAAGCGAUCCCUAUCGUCUGGAUAAUGUAGACACCUAUUCCAAUCUACUCUUUGUCAAAGAGAUGAAAACAGAGAUGGCUCAACUCGCCCACAAAGCAGUCAGCAUUAACAAGUAUCGUCCAGAGACCUGCUGUGUUAUUGGAAACUAUUAUAGCAUACGCUGUGAUCAUCAGGUGGCCAUUUCCUACUUUCAACGUGCCCUCAAACUCAAUCCCAAGUAUUUGGCCGCCUGGACGUUGAUGGGUCAUGAGUUUAUGGAGCUCAAGAACACGAAUGCGGCGAUUCAAAGUUAUCGCAAAGCAGUCGAAGUGAACAAACGCGACUAUCGCGCAUGGUAUGGUCUGGGACAGGCGUACGAGAUCAUCAAGAUGCAUUAUUAUAGUUUGUAUUAUUUUAAAAUUGCCCAUCAAUUGCGGCCGUACGAUUCACGCAUGCUGGUUGCGCUGGGCGAAACCUACGAGAAGCUGGAGAAGUGCGAGAAUGCUGUGAAGUGCUAUUGGAAGGCCUGCGAUGUGGGCGACAUCGAGGGCAUUGCCAUGUACAAGCUGGCGAGUUUGCAUGAGAAACUGGGCGAUCAUGAGACGGCUGUGCAUUGCUACAUGUUGUACUGCGAGGAUGAGAGAGCGGCCACCGAUAAGCAGAGUCUGUAUCAGGGAUUUAUGACGCUGGCUAAUUACUAUGAGAAGAAGGGCGACUUUGAACGCGCCGCCUGCUAUGCCUACAAGUGCCUGGACUCGGAUGAUCGUAAGACGGAGGCUAAGGCACUGCUGAAGACUAUCGAUUGGAAGCGCAACUCGGAGUGGCAAAAGAAAACCAAGGCAGCCACAGCGGCGACGACGACGACGGCAAAUGCGGAAACCAGUUCGGAGGAUGAAAUGGAAUGGGAGCAGCUGGAUGUGCGUGUUCGUGUUCCAUUUACCACCAUCUCGGACAGCGGCAAAACGACGACAACAACGGCAACGACAACCACAGCAACCUCCACAGCAACAACGUCCACAUCCGGGGCAACAAGCGCACGCUUACCGCGCAACGUGGCCGAGGGAGUGCGUCGAUCGCAACCACCGCAACGAACUCAACCAGCACCGGCAGCAAACAACACUGCAUCAACAUCAGCUGCAGCUGCAGCGGCAGCAGCAGCCACAACGACGGCAACAACUCAACAGCAAAGCGUAGAAACGCCAGCGAGAAGUAGCUCAACAGCUGCAGCUGCGGCAACAUCAGGAACAACUGGUGGUGCAACAACAGCAUUGGAUGAGACCGCACCGGCGGGAGAUAUUACAUCGGUUACAACGGAUGAGCAGCAGGCCAACAACGAUGGCAGCUCCAUGGAGAUAUCGACUGUGUCCAUCGAUUGA
Messenger RNA from Drosophila albomicans, 2346 nucleotides. Its product is annotated as cell division cycle protein 23 homolog. Gene Ontology annotation, biological process: cell division. Lineage: Eukaryota; Metazoa; Arthropoda; Insecta; Diptera; Drosophilidae. The coding region runs from base 166 to 2346 and encodes 726 amino acids. Gene Ontology annotation, molecular function: protein binding. The record is from RefSeq and is a predicted model, not a curated record. The transcript is spliced from 3 exons. Gene Ontology annotation, cellular component: anaphase-promoting complex.